AUGGAGGAUCGAUCAGGGCCGGGAUCUGGCUGGAGCCUCGUCUGCGCUGGUGCCGCCAUCCCGACGGAUCCGGGUCGGGAAGGGGCCCUGGCGCUGGAAUGUGCCUCGCCCUGGCAGCAUUCCCGGUGUUUGAGGGGCCGUGCCCCACUCCAGGUGCCAUUCCCGGUGUUUGAGGGGCCGUGCCCCUCUCCAGGUGCCAUUCCCGGUGUUUGCCAGGCCGUGCCCCUCUCCAGGUGCCAUUCCCGGUGUUUGAGGGGCCGUGCCCCUCUCCAGGUGCCAUUCCCGGUGUUUGCCAGGCUGUGCCCCACUCCAGGUGCCAUUCCCGGUGUUUGCCAGGCCGUGCCCCUCUCCAGGUGCCAUUCCCGGUGUUUGAGGGGCCGUGCCCCUCUCCAGGUGCCAUUCCCGGUGUUUGCCAGGCCGUGCCCCACUCCAGGUGCCAUUCCCGGUGUUUGCCAGGCCGUGCCCCUCUCCAGGUGCCAUUCCCGGUGUUUGCCAGGAUGUGCCACAUUCCAGGUGCCAUUCCCGGUGUUUGAGGGGCCGUGCCCCUCUCCAGGUGCCAUUCCCGGUGUUUGCCAGGCCGUGCCCCUCUCCAGGUGCCAUUCCCGGUGUUUGAGGGGCCGUGCCCCUCUCCAGGUGCCAUUCCCGGUGUUUGCCAGGCUGUGCCCCACUCCAGGUGCCAUUCCCGGUGUUUGCCAGGCCGUGCCCCUCUCCAGGUGCCAUUCCCGGUGUUUGAGGGGCCGUGCCCCUCUCCAGGUGCCAUUCCCGGUGUUUGCCAGGCUGUGCCCCACUCCAGGUGCCAUUCCCGGUGUUUGCCAGGCUGUGCCCCACUCCAGGUGCCAUUCCCGGUGUUUGAGGGGCCGUGCCCCUCUCCAGGUGCCAUUCCCGGUGUUUGAGGGGCCGUGCCCCUCUCCAGGUGCCAUUCCCGGUGUUUGCCAGGCCGUGCCCCUCUCCAGGUGCCAUUCCCGGUGUUUGAGGGGCCGUGCCCCUCUCCAGGUGCCAUUCCCGGUGUUUGAGGGGCCGUGCCCCACUCCAGGUGCCAUUCCCGGUGUUUGCCGGGCCGUGCCACACUCCAGGUGCCAUUCCCGGUGUUUGCCAGGCCGUGCCCCUCUCCAGGUGCCAUUCCCGGUGUUUGCCAGGCCGUGCCCCUCUCCAGGUGCCAUUCCCGGUGUUUGCCAGGCUGUGCCACAUUCCAGGAACUGUUUCCGGUGUUUCCCGGGGUCCGGCUCUGGCACGGAACGAUCCGGAACCACCGGUACGAAGUUCAUCCAGGGGAGCAACGUGGCCCCAGUUCAACCCCAGGUCAGCCCCAGUUCAACCCAGGACUCUGAACUUGAGGGGUUUAGGGACAAAUUCUUGGAAUUUGGGUUUGGUUUUUCAUGAGAAUCCUCCCAGUGUGGUUUGGAGGUGCAGAACGACGCAUUGGGAGCCCAAACCAUCCCAAAUUUUGGGUUUAUUCACCUCCUCCACACCCCCCCUCCCCAACCCUGACCCCUUGCCCAAAAAAACUGAAACCACCAAAGCCAGAAAAUACCGAAAAAAGCUCCUUUUUAACGCACUUCACAAAAGCAGAACAACGAGGGCCCGUCCCCCAGCCGGGGCCUGGGAAAAGGCUCCAGAAUCGGAUCGACUCCCCCCAAAAAAAACCAAAAAACAAAAACAAAAAAAACCCCCAAAAAAUAAUAAUAAUAAUCCUAUUUAGACCAA
Haemorhous mexicanus (house finch) is the source of this 1704-nucleotide messenger RNA. RefSeq lists its product as uncharacterized. The record is from RefSeq and is a predicted model, not a curated record. The transcript is spliced from 4 exons. The coding region runs from base 1 to 1380 and encodes 459 amino acids. Lineage: Eukaryota; Metazoa; Chordata; Aves; Passeriformes; Fringillidae.